Diceros bicornis minor is the source of this 2230-nucleotide messenger RNA. RefSeq names its product enolase 4 (gene ENO4). Gene Ontology annotation, cellular component: phosphopyruvate hydratase complex. The record is from RefSeq and is a predicted model, not a curated record. The transcript is spliced from 14 exons. Bases 66 to 1934 code for a protein of 622 amino acids. Gene Ontology annotation, biological process: glycolytic process. Gene Ontology annotation, molecular function: phosphopyruvate hydratase activity; magnesium ion binding. NCBI's taxonomy places the organism in Eukaryota, Metazoa, Chordata, Mammalia, Perissodactyla, Rhinocerotidae.
CUAGCGACGGGAGGACGCUCGCGGGCCCCCAGGCUAACCCCCGCUGUAGCCUUAAAUCUCCUACCAUGGGGGAAGAAGGCGGCGGCCGCAGCUGUGGGACCACUAGGGAGCUGCAGAAGCUGAAGCAGCAGGCGUUGGAGUACUACCGGGAGAACGACGUUCCGCGCAGGCUGGAAGAGCUGCUCAACUCCACCUUCUACCUCCAGCCUGCCGACGUCUACGGGCACCUGGCAAACUGCUUUUCUAAACUUGCAAAGCCUCCCACAAUAUGCAAAGUAGUGGGGAAAAACGUACUGGAUGGACUGGGGCUUCUAACCCUACAGGUGGAAAUAUUCUGCACCAUUCAAAAUUUUCCCAAGAACAUAUGUUCUGUGGUGAUCGCGACUCACUUCGAAGUCCACGAGAACGAUUUACCCGAGCUGGUUGAAGCAGAGGGAGCGGAAAGGUUGGAAGCCGUCAGCACUGCUGUGCGGUGGGUCAACGAAACCAUUACCAAGGAGCUUCGGGGCAUGGCACCCUCCAACCAGGCUGAGGUGGAUCAGGUGCUCAGGACAUUCUUUGAAAAUAAAGUACAAGAAGAUAAGGAGAGAAAGGAAUUGGAGAAGAGUCUGGGAGACUCAACAGUGCCUACACCUUCACCUCUGAUAUCACCACCACCUCCCCCACCUCCAGCUAAAAAAAACGGACAAAGGCAAGGGAAGAAGGAUACUCUUACAGAGAAACCUAUUGUACCUCCAGAUCCUGUGGAACCCGUACUCUGUGGCAGCAUGGCCAUAGGGGCUGUGUCACUAGCUGUUGCCAAAACCAGUGCCAUUCUGGGCAAUAAUCCUCUCUACUUAAAUAUUUCAUUACUGAAGCACCAUCAGGAACAGCCAACAAAGCUAACGAUACCUUUGCUGAUGGUCUCUCUGGUCAGCUGUGGGAAGUCAUCACCUGGGAAGCUGAAUUUAAUGAAAGAAGUGAUUUGUAUACCCCAUCCUGAAUUAACAGCUAAACAAGGUGUGGAGAUGCUUCUGGAAAUACAGAAACAUAUUAACAAAACAAUCGAAAUGCCCCCUCCUCUAAAAGCAGAGACGAAAAAAGGGCUUAAUGGAGGCAAAAGAGGUCAACAGCAGAUCACUGGCAAGAUGUCGCAUCUUGGCUGUUUAACCAUUAAUUAUGACACCAUAGAGCAGCCACUGCUCCUAAUACAAGGAAUCUGUGCGAACCUGGGGCUAGAAAUGGGAACAGAUCUGCAUCUAGCCAUCAACUGUGCUGCACAUGAGUUGAUGGACUAUAGUAGGGGAAAGUAUGAAGUGAUGAUGGGAACACACAAAAAUGCAGCGGAGAUGGUUGACCUGUAUGUGGAUCUGAUCAACAAGUUCCCUUCAAUUAUUGCCUUAAUUGAUCCUUUCAGGAAAGAGGACUCUGAACAGUGGGACAGCAUCUAUAACGCUCUUGGUUCCAAGUGUUACAUAAUUGCAGGGACUGCAUCCAAAAGCAUUUCUAAACUUCUAGAGGAUGGAAACAUCAGCAACCCCAAAUCCAGUGGGCUGAUCAUAAAACAUACAAAUCAAACUACGAUGUCUGACUUGGUGGAAAUAACCAAUCUUACUGACAGUAAGAAGCACAUCGCCAUCUUUGGAAGUACAGAAGGAGAGUCGUGUGAUGACAGCCUUGUCGAUCUGGCUGUUGGACUUGGUGUCCGGUUUAUCAAGUUGGGAGGUCUCUCUCGCGGCGAACGGGUGACUAAGUACAACCGCCUUUUCACUAUAGAGGAAGAACUUGUCCAGAAUGGAACACUGGGUUUCAAGGAAGAACACAUUUUUUCCUUGAACGAGGAAGCUGAAAAGGCCACUGAGGCACUUGAGGCUGUGGCCACCACGGCUGGUGAGCUGCCUGAGCCCCCAGAGCCCAUCUUCCCCACAGAAGUAGAAGAACCAGCCAAAACAUGAGCAUCUUCUGGAUCAGGCUGUCCACACCCAGUUUAUAGCCACAUCAUUAGUAUUAUUAGACUGCUAGAUCUGAAAUAUGUCUUCAUACUGGUUUUGCUCUAAAACUUCACUGUCUUUUUAUUAAUUUCACUGUUUAGUAAAAUACUUAUAGUAAUUUUGCCUGAAAUUAUUCCUGUGAACUUUGUCUUAUAGCCAUCACAUUUCCAGGGGAUUUUGUUUGCUUCCCAUCCAUUUUCUAGGGUCAUGACCUAAUAAAAGAGUCCAAUACUUUUGUUGCCAACUCCACACUCAGUUCA